AGUAUUACUAAGCAUGUUCUGAGAUAAGUAUAGUAUUGCAGAACUUCAUGUAACGAUUUACACGCCCCAGCGGUCAACUCAGGUGAACCUGGCAAACCCUUUUCACCGCCAUUAGCUGACGCUGGAAUGCUGCCCAUAUAGCUACGUAGGUUGUUUGGACUCAGAAAGCCAUUUGACAGGGAAACAUUCUCCUGUUAUUGUCAUCAUGUCCCUGGGACUCGCAGCUACAUUUCUACUGGUCUCCUUUGUCACCCUCCUGCUGUACCUAAUAACAUGGAGGGGAGGGAAAAAGCUGGAAAACCUGCCCCCAGGACCAACGCCUCUGCCCCUGCUGGGGAAUAUUAUGCAGAUAAGCACCAAAGAAUUGCCCCAGUCCCUGGUUAAGCUAAGCAAGGAAUAUGGACCAGUGUACACAGUUUAUUUGGGCAGCCAGCGUGCGGUCAUGCUUUUUGGGUGCGACACGGUGAAAGAAGCUCUGGUGGAUCACAGCAACGUGUUUAGCGACAGAGGGAACUUACGUCUGGGUGAUUUAUUGUUCAAAGAUUAUGGCAUCCUCCUGAGCAAUGGAGAGAGGUGGAAGACGAUGCGUCGAUUCUCUCUCAUGACAUUGAGAAAUUUCGGAAUGGGGAAGAGAAGCAUUGAGGAAAGAAUCCAAGAGGAAGCUCGCUCUCUCACAGAAGCCUUCAGAAAGCACAAAGACAUCACAUUUGACCCCAUGGUUCUGCUUGGACAGGCGGUCUCCAAUGUUAUUUGCUCGGUCGUCUUUGGUGAGAGAUUUGACUACGAAGAUAAGAAAUUUGAAAAACUUCUGUUCAACAUUAGCGAAAUUUUGCGACAGUUGAAUUCAUUUUCUGGCCAGGUGAAUACUUCGUUCCCAGAUGUUCUGAGUGUCAUCCCUGGCCCUCACAAGAAAGUCUUCACAAAUGUCUCUACUCUCAGAGCGUUUGUUAUAGGGAUGAUUAAAUCUCAUGAAGAAACGUUAGAUAAAAACUGUCCAAGGGAUCUAAUAGACUCUUUCCUGAUAAAGAUGGAUGAGGAAAAAAAUAAUCCCAAUACAGAAUUCCAUGAUGAAAAUUUAAUUGGAACAGUUAUAGAUUUGUUUUUUGCCGGAACAGAGACCUCCAGCACAACAUUAAGAUACGGUCUCCUGAUUCUGCUCAAGCACCCAGAGAUUCAAGAAAAGGUCCAAGAAGAGAUUGACAGUGUAAUUGGCCAAAGUCGAUCUCCAUCAAUGGAGGACCGGAGUAAGAUGCCGUAUACCGAUGCUGUGAUUCAUGAAAUCCAGAGAUUUGCUGAUAUUGUCCCUAUAGGUGUUCCCCAUGCAGCCAGUAAAGACACAACCUUCAGAGGAUAUCACAUUCCCAAGGGAACAUUUGUCCUCCCAGUUUUGACUAGUGUCUUGAAGGACCCCAGGUACUUUAAAACCCCCCAUGAGUUUGACCCUGGUCACUUUCUGGAUGAGAACGGACGUUUUAGAAAGAAUGAAGCCUUCAUGCCAUUCUCUGCAGGUAAACGUAUGUGUAUGGGUGAGGGUUUGGCUCGUAUGGAGAUUUUCCUCUUUCUUGCAACCAUCUUGCAGAAUUUCACCCUGAAACCAACGGUGGAUACGAAAGACAUUGAUAUAAAACCAGAGCCAAACACCAAUGCUUCAAGACCUUGGAACUACCAGAUGUAUGCUGUCCCUCGAUUCAAAUCUUAAGUGCGGAAGCCAAUCUUCGUAAAACACUCAACAUAUAAAUAGUAUCAAAAUAAGCAGGAACAAAGUUUUUACGUUAAUUUACAUUGCUUUCUACAAACUGAAUAUUAUUUUAUCUUCUUUAGACUGUAAGCUCAUUUGAACA
Messenger RNA from Pelobates fuscus (common spadefoot toad), 1841 nucleotides. Its product is annotated as cytochrome P450 2C8-like. The transcript is spliced from 10 exons. Lineage: Eukaryota; Metazoa; Chordata; Amphibia; Anura; Pelobatidae. Bases 206 to 1699 code for a protein of 497 amino acids. Gene Ontology annotation, biological process: xenobiotic metabolic process; epoxygenase P450 pathway. Gene Ontology annotation, molecular function: oxidoreductase activity, acting on paired donors, with incorporation or reduction of molecular oxygen, reduced flavin or flavoprotein as one donor, and incorporation of one atom of oxygen; arachidonate epoxygenase activity; heme binding. The record is from RefSeq and is a predicted model, not a curated record. Gene Ontology annotation, cellular component: cytoplasm; intracellular membrane-bounded organelle.